Cylas formicarius (sweet potato weevil) is the source of this 978-nucleotide messenger RNA. Its product is annotated as serine/threonine-protein kinase Nek8-like. Lineage: Eukaryota; Metazoa; Arthropoda; Insecta; Coleoptera; Brentidae. Gene Ontology annotation, biological process: protein phosphorylation. The transcript is spliced from 5 exons. The coding region runs from base 86 to 916 and encodes 276 amino acids. Gene Ontology annotation, molecular function: protein kinase activity; ATP binding. The record is from RefSeq and is a predicted model, not a curated record.
AAACACUUCAGUUUUAGUUUUACUUAAAUCGUCACCGUUGAAGGUUUGAGGUGAACCAGUGUCAGUUCUAGUGAUCUUUGACGCGAUGGAGAUGUACAAUAUCGUUGAGCAACUCGAUAGAGGUAGUUUCGGGACCAUUCAUAUGUGCUUAAAGAGGCACAACAGACAAAAGAUGGUAAUGAAACGAAUUUACGCCGACCUGAAAGGCGAAGAACUGAAGUCGGCCCAAAACGAAGUAGCCAUCUUAAAGUCUCUCAAUCAUCCGAACAUCAUUCAGUACUAUGAUAGCUACGUGCAGAACGGCACUUUUCACAUAAUCAUGGAAUAUGCAUCCCACGGCAGCCUGCAGCAACUCAUCGAGAAAAAUCGACCGAAAUAUUUUAACCCGCAAGUCGUGAUGAACUUUUUCUGCCAAAUCUUGAUGGGACUGCACCACGUUCACGAGAAAAACAUCAUCCACCGUGACUUAAAGUGCGAAAAUAUUUUCGUCACAGGUCUCCAGUGCGACGUUAUUAAAAUAGGAGAUUUCGGCAUCUCCAAACUACUUAGCAACUCGAAGAUGGAUACCACCGUAAUCGGCACUUACAACUACUUAGCUCCCGAGCUCUGCCGUGGUAAAUCUUAUAACAGAAAAACCGAUAUAUGGGCUCUGGGAUGCGUUCUGUAUGAAAUUUGCGCCAUGGAGAAGAUGUACCACGGCACGGUGUCUGACAUAAUCGUUUCGAUAGUCAAUGGCAAAAGGAAGACCAUUGACUCAAAAAGAUAUGGCAAGCAGAUGCAGGAGCUUCUCCACCUUCUUUUACAAAGUGACCCUGAAAAGCGUCCAGAUACAAAAACGCUAAUGGCCUUAGCGGAUGUGUUUCCAUCUCUUCAUAGCCUAACAGUUAACCUUGGAUGCAUAUUCGACAAACAGUAGGUCAGUCUCGAGGUAGAGAUUAUAUAUUUUUUAAUUUUUAUACUUUCUUUAAAUAAAAGUCA